Ilex paraguariensis (yerba mate) is the source of this 1157-nucleotide messenger RNA. NCBI's taxonomy places the organism in Eukaryota, Viridiplantae, Streptophyta, Magnoliopsida, Aquifoliales, Aquifoliaceae. The record is from the annotation of a GenBank genome assembly.
CAAAAAAGCUUCAAACCCAUUUUUUCUCCACACCCAUUACGCCAAACCCAGGUGCUAAUUCUAGAUUUUCAAUAAAAAAGAAGUGUUUCUUGGUGACUAAGAAGAUGGUGGUGGUUUCACCUACAAUGGCGGCGGAGAAACCCAAAAAAAGGUGUUCUGGUGAGGCUAUGGAGUUUGUGGAGGAGAUGAGGUUUGUGGCAAUGAAAUUGCAUACUAGGGAUCAGGCUAAGGAGGGUGAGAAGGAGCCAGAAGGACCGCCAUUGGCGAAAUGGGACCCAUCAAUUGUUGGAUAUUUGAGGUUCUUGGUGGAUAGUAAGUUGGUGUAUGAUACCAUUGAGAGGAUUGUGGAUAAAGCAGUUUUCCCUGAAUAUGCUGAGUUCAGGAACACAGGGUUAGAAAGGUCGGAAAGUCUGGCAAAAGAUCUAAAAUGGUUCAAAGAGCAAGGUCAUAUCAUUCCAGAACUGUCUGCUCCUGGUGUUAGCUAUGCUCACUAUCUUGAGGAAUUAUCAGAAAAAGAUCCUCAAGCAUACCUUUGCCACUUUUACAACAUAUACUUUGCCCAUACAGCUGGUGGUAGAAUGAUUGGGAGAAAGGUAGCUGAAAAGAUACUCAACAAAAAGGAGUUGGAAUACUACAACUGGGACGGUGACCUGUCUCAAUUGUUGCAGAAUGUUAGGGAGAAGUUGAACAGAGUUGCUGAAAGUUGGACUAGAGAGGAGAAGAAUCAUUGUUUGGAAGAAACCGAGAAAUCUUUCAAGUUCUCAGGGGACAUCCUCUAUUUAAUAUUGUCAUGAGCACAAUUUCCGCUCCUGUUGUCGUAGUAUCUGUGUUCCGUAUGCGUCUGUGUUCGUGUGGGCAUGCUGAUGAUGAGCUUAGUAUGCUGCAAGCCUGCAACUGCAAGAAAACUGUUGGUUGGAGGCCUAACCUAAGCAGUGCAGUGUGAUGUCUUUUAGCAGCAUUUCUUCUUUUUCCUUUUAGACUUUAUGAUCAUUUCCCUCUACUUGUCCCCCUGAUAGCAUCAUCAAUCAAGUUUCUAGCUAUAAAAAAUUCGUAAUUCACAGGGUAACUUUUCAAUUCUGUGUAAGGGUUACAGGGUUGCUUAGUAGAUAGAGGUUGGAAUUGGUUGUUUGACAUAAUGAUGUUGUUCUUCUUCUCUA